UGCUUUUACGACCAGUGUCCUCUUCAAUGUUUACACUGUCUUCUUCAUUCUUUAAAGAUGUCUCUGUCAAAAGUAAUUUUCUUUAAUAUUAAUAAAGUUAAUUAACUUAAUUUCAUCAAUCGUUAAUCGUUGAACCAACAGAUGUCACUAGGUACAGGAAGAUACAUGUUUAAGGAAAAUCUGUUUGGAAGAUAAAAUUGAAAGUUACACGCAUUUAUUUUAAAGAGCUUUUGUCCGUGUUUUGCCAAGUUUAGUUGCUGCCCAUGUUGAAAACUGCUCCUUUAUUGAAAGUUUUGAAUAGUUCAUUGAAUAUUGGAAGAUCAUUUCAAACUAAUUUAAGUCCGAAAAUGUCUAAAUACUGUUUUGUUGAAAAGGGUACUCCUAAUACUUCAUCCUACCGAAUGUUUAUAACAAACUCCGAUGUACCCAUUUCACCAUUUCAUGACAUUCCCUUGCUUGCUAAUGCUGACAACAAAAUUUACAAUAUGGUUGUCGAGAUUCCUCGUUGGUCCAAUGCAAAAAUGGAAAUAGCCACCAAAGAACCAUUGAAUCCAAUCAAACAAGAUACCAAGAAGGAUGUCUUGCGUUAUGUUAAAAAUUGUUUCCCUCAUAAAGGAUAUAUCUGGAAUUAUGGUGCCUUACCCCAAACAUGGGAAGAUCCUAAUCAUUUAGAUGACUCGACUGGAUGUCGUGGAGAUAACGAUCCUAUCGAUGUCUGCGAAAUCGGUGACAAAGUACACAAACGAGGAGCAGUUAUUCAAGUCAAAGUAUUGGGUGUCUUUGCUCUAGUUGAUGAAGGUGAAACUGACUGGAAAGUGAUAGCCAUUGAUGUUAAUGAUCCCUUGGCCAAACAACUUAAUGACAUCGAAGAUGUCGAUAGAUUGAAAACUGGUUUACUUAAGGCAACCCAUGAAUGGUUCAAAAUCUACAAAGUUCCUGAUGGUAAACCAGAAAAUAAAUUUGCUUUUGACGGAAAACCCAAAGACAAAUCAUUUGCUGAGAAAGUUAUUGUCCAAACUCACGAACAUUGGAAAAAAUUGAUUACUUCUGCUCCUGAUGCCAUGAUCAAUACUUCUGGUCUUGACUUGAAAAAUAUUACAAUAGGUAACUCACCUUACAAGAUAGACAACCCUCAGGCCGUUAUUGACGCAGCACCGGCUCUUGCUGCACCAAAAGAAAUUUCAGAUUCAGAGCAAGUAGCAAUUGAUAAAUGGUAUGUUGUUGGUUAGGAUAAAAAUCCAGAUGACGUUUUCAGAAAAAGAAACUGCAGGCUUCGAUCUGCACUUCAUUUUUGAAGUCCAGAUGACUUGGGAAGGAGAAAAAGCGAAAUAGUUCGUUAAAUUUAAAUAAAAAUAAAAUAAAAAUCGUUUUGA
Messenger RNA from Tetranychus urticae (two-spotted spider mite), 1373 nucleotides. It is a transcript of the gene Nurf-38, whose product is annotated as Inorganic pyrophosphatase Nurf-38. NCBI's taxonomy places the organism in Eukaryota, Metazoa, Arthropoda, Arachnida, Trombidiformes, Tetranychidae. Gene Ontology annotation, biological process: phosphate-containing compound metabolic process. The record is from RefSeq and is a predicted model, not a curated record. Gene Ontology annotation, molecular function: inorganic diphosphate phosphatase activity; magnesium ion binding. Gene Ontology annotation, cellular component: cytoplasm.